Xenopus tropicalis (tropical clawed frog) is the source of this 1142-nucleotide messenger RNA. The record is from the annotation of a RefSeq genome assembly. Lineage: Eukaryota; Metazoa; Chordata; Amphibia; Anura; Pipidae.
AUGGCACCAAACAUUCGAAAAUCUCAUCCACUUAUCAAAAUUGUUAAUAACUCAUUUAUUGACCUACCAACCCCAUCAAACCUAUCCUCGUGAUGAAACUUCGGCUCCCUUCUAGGGGUCUGCUUAAUUGCCCAGAUCGCUACAGGUUUAUUCCUAGCAAUACACUACACAGCAGACACCUCUAUAGCCUUCUCAUCAGUCGCCCACAUCUGCCGAGACGUUAACUACGGCUGACUAAUCCGUAACCUUCACGCAAACGGCGCAUCCUUCUUCUUUAUCUGUAUUUAUCUACACAUUGGCCGAGGGUUGUAUUAUGGAUCAUUCCUCUACAAAGAAACAUGAAAUAUUGGAGUCAUCCUCUUAUUCCUAGUCAUAGCCACUGCAUUUGUCGGAUACGUCCUCCCCUGAGGACAAAUAUCUUUCUGAGGGGCCACAGUAAUUACUAAUCUUCUCUCUGCUAUUCCGUACAUCGGAAACGUACUAGUCCAAUGAAUCUGGGGAGGAUUCUCAGUAGACAACGCUACCUUAACCCGAUUUUUUGCCUUCCACUUCCUCCUACCUUUCCUUAUUGCAGGAGCCAGCAUCCUCCACUUACUGUUCCUCCAUGAAACUGGAUCAACAAACCCCACAGGACUAAACUCGGACCCAGACAAAAUCCCAUUUCACCCAUACUUUUCUUACAAAGACCUCCUGGGAUUUCUAAUUAUACUAACCUCACUAACUCUCCUAGCAAUAUUUGCCCCGAACCUUCUAGGUGACCCAGAAAACUUCACCCCAGCCAAUCCACUUGUUACCCCUCCACACAUCAAGCCAGAAUGGUACUUCCUGUUUGCCUAUGCCAUCCUCCGAUCGAUCCCAAAUAAAUUAGGCGGAGUCCUAGCCCUAGUCUUCUCAAUUCUGAUUCUGGCUCUAAUGCCCCUCCUGCAUACCUCUAAACAACGAAGCCUUAUAUUCCGACCACUCACACAAAUCACCUUCUGAGCCUUAGUAGCUGACACCCUAAUCCUCACAUGAAUCGGAGGACAACCAGUAGAAGACCCUUAUAUCAUGAUCGGCCAACUAGCCUCAGUAAUUUACUUCGCCAUCUUCCUGGUCUUAAUCCCCACCAUUGGAUGAGUAGAAAACAAACUCCUCAACUGAUA